AUGGCUGCUUUUGUCUUGGCAGUUGUAGUGGAUGGACAUCGGCGGGGACAAGAAGCAUGUAUUCAAGCAAAUUUGUUAAAUGUGUGCUUGAAGCAUUUACAAAUUGCUAAUCCAAGUGAUGGGAAAACUGAACCUUUACUUCUCCAUGGCUUUGUUUAUGUUAGAGCUUCUGCUAUUUUUGCUUUGGGGACUCUUAUUGAUGUUGCAUCUAUCACAUUUGAUGAUGGACAUAGAGUUGAUGAGGACUUUGAGGAUAAUGAAAAGUUAAAGUCUGAGUUGAAUAUCAUUAAAAAUCUUCUACAACUUGCUGUGGAUGGAAGUCCUUUGGUGAGGGCUGAGGUUGCUGUAGCUCUUGCUCGCUUUUCCUUUGCUCACAACAAACCUCUUAAGUUAAUUGCUGUUGAAAAUUGGAAGCAUCUAAGCUCUUUGCCAUCUCUGGCCAGCAUAAAUCAUCCUAAUAGCUUAUCACCCAGUCAAUUUAUGCAAUCAGGAAGAACCAUCGCACAUAUUGGUCCUAUAUUAAGAGGUAACCGUGAGAAUAAUACAACUGGUAGAGAAGGAAGGAUAUCCAGAAGUAGUCCUAUUGCAUCGGUUUGCAUAAUGCAUGGCUCUCCACUGUCUGAUGAUUCUUCUCAUCAUUCUGAUUCUGGGAUACUGGCCAAAGAAAUUGAUAGUAAUGGGGUCCUUAAUUGCUCUAGAGCAAGACCUUUAGAUAAUGCUUUAUGUUCUCAGUUUACUAUGGCUUUGUGUAACAUUGGUAAGGAUCCUUCUCCUCGUGUUGCAGUGAUAUCGCUGGUGUUGGCUCCUGAAGGCAAAGGCUAACUUCUAUUUAGGAAGACUAGAUCAAGCAUUUGAAUUGCUCAAGAAGCUUGAAGAAGGUAAAAGUAUAGUGGACAAGUACUGUUAAAUUUCAUUAUAUUUUUUAAAAAUUUUAUAAGAUAAUGUUUUUCUCUUCAAAUAUGUUCUUACAAGUUAUGACUUUUAUUAAUCCAGUUUGUAAUAGUAGAAUUUAACAUGAUUAUGUAAUAGUUAGUUUGUUAGAGAUUUCGUAUCAGACAUUGUUUUGGUAUAAUGAAAAAUUAUAUUUUUUAUUAA
Molecule: messenger RNA, 1095 nt
Organism: Zingiber officinale
Lineage: Eukaryota; Viridiplantae; Streptophyta; Magnoliopsida; Zingiberales; Zingiberaceae
Product: regulatory-associated protein of TOR 1-like
Exons: 3
Coding region: 1-822 (273 amino acids)
Biological process (GO): positive regulation of protein serine/threonine kinase activity; cellular response to starvation; regulation of autophagy
Cellular component (GO): cytoplasm; TORC1 complex
Molecular function (GO): protein-macromolecule adaptor activity
Source: RefSeq, a predicted model, not a curated record